Messenger RNA from Didymodactylos carnosus, 714 nucleotides. The record is from the annotation of a GenBank genome assembly. NCBI's taxonomy places the organism in Eukaryota, Metazoa, Rotifera, Eurotatoria, Philodinida, Philodinidae.
AUGUUAGAUAAAGAUCUCGAAGACAUUAUUUAUCAUCAUGAUAUGAUCAAAGAAGAAGUACAAGCGUUAACAGAUAAAGCAUCCAAAUCUAAUCCAAUAGCCAAUAACAUUAUACGUCAAAUUGAAGAUUGGAAAAACGAGAUGAUGGGAAAGAUACAAGCUGUAGCUAACGAAGCAAAACAAGAUGUUCAACGUUUAUUACAAACGGAUGAUUUAAGAGAAGAUAUUGUCAAUCGCUUAAAAAGCAUUAAGCAACAGCUACGUGAAGGUCGUGAGACAGAAAGCUACGUUGAACAUGAUUUAGAACGAUGGAAAUUAGACUUGGAUAAACUGAAAAAAGAUUUAAAUCAGAAGCCAAAGCCACUAGACAUUCACGUGAAUACUGAAGAAAGCCGACGAAUCACCUGGGGAACAUUGAUUAAAGUGAAAAUCGUAGAGAACGAAAUGACACAAUCUCACAUUUCGAAUGAAUACAAUCGUCAAGAUUUAUAUUCGUCACCUGUUUCAUCAUCAUCCGUGCGAGUUACAUCAGUCAUUCAAUCUCAACAACCAGUUAGUGAUUUUAUUCGACCAAUGUCUACCAGCCUACCAUAUGUGCCAAAAACAACAACAGAUUGUACAAAGAAAGAGAAAUAUAAAUACAACGGAAGUUAUUCAUCAUUUCAGCGAAAGUAUCAUGCAAGUUUUCCGUCAGAAAUUGAAUUUGACAGUUAG